GACAUUUAUUAUAAAAUUUUAUUUAUUUAAAAUGCCUGCAGCGUUCUUUGAAAAUUCUGAGCCUACAACAACCGUCAACGGUGGAUUGGUUAUUAAACGAAUGUCUAGAUUGAGAAUCGACGAUGUUCAUUAUAAUUUGUUACAACACAAGUUUGACAUGGUUCAAUUGCGCAAGAAUAUUGACCCGUCAAUUUUUGAACAUGCGGCGACGGUUAAGGUUGCGCUUGACACAAAAUAUCCUGAGGGAAUGCAUAAAUACGCUGACAAAUACAGGGCUUAUAAUCAAAUUACGCUCAUUUUUGACACGCUUAGUCAACUGCGCAACAGUGAUGGGCCUCACUCAAUCUUUCCUUUGACUUUGCCCAAUGGAAAUGCUACUCCAAUGCCUGUAUAUCAAGUCCAGCUGAGCCAAGAGUUUUGUGACCGUUUCACUGUGCCGAAUUAUGGAACUAUUAAACUGGAGAAGGCAGUAAAGGCUGUAGGUGUUCCUUCCAAUGAAUAUCGAGUAAUUUUUAAUAAUUUUCAUCGGUAAUUUUGGAACCGUUUCUCAAACGAAAUUCCUCUAACAUGGAAUUUGCUUAAGAUUUUUGCGUCUUCGGUGCCAAAAAUGUGGCGCAGAAAAAAGUUUCCUCCCUUGGCCCCACCCCAAAAAAUCCUGGUUACGGGCUCAUGUCUAUGUCUAGCAAUUUAUUUUUUAGUGCCGAAUUCUGCAUUAUGAUGAAACUUCUCGCAUUGUUCGUUUCUCUCCAUUUACGGUACAAAGAUUGGACGAUUGCAAGUAUCUUGUUCGUUUUGAACCUUCUCGCUUCGUUUAUAAUGCUCGCGAUUACAUUCUUUCAAAUAUUUAUCGUCUUCAAAGGGCAGUUAGUUUUCUGAUUUUUCC
This is a messenger RNA of Meloidogyne enterolobii, 883 nucleotides long. The record is from the annotation of a GenBank genome assembly. NCBI's taxonomy places the organism in Eukaryota, Metazoa, Nematoda, Chromadorea, Rhabditida, Meloidogynidae.